Messenger RNA from Ictalurus furcatus (blue catfish), 1211 nucleotides. Its product is annotated as claudin-23-like. Gene Ontology annotation, molecular function: structural molecule activity. Gene Ontology annotation, cellular component: plasma membrane; bicellular tight junction. Gene Ontology annotation, biological process: bicellular tight junction assembly; cell adhesion. The record is from RefSeq and is a predicted model, not a curated record. The transcript has a single exon. NCBI's taxonomy places the organism in Eukaryota, Metazoa, Chordata, Actinopteri, Siluriformes, Ictaluridae. The coding region runs from base 88 to 804 and encodes 238 amino acids.
ACUCGAUCUUUGUUUUUUACGAGUGAGUGGUUAGACUAUAUAUUACUGUAUAGCCUACAGUGUGUACAUACUGUACUGUAUAAGACCAUGCGAGCCCUGAGCAUUAUAAUAUUCGGUUUAGUUUCCGCGCCUUGCGGCUGGAUCCUGACCCUGACGAGUACAGUGGCACCAAACUGGCGAACCGUCCACAACAUCACUGGACAGCCCUCGGAUUUAAUGUUACACCAGGGCAUCUGGGAUAUCUGCAGGUCCUUUACAGGAUCCAGGGACGUCCUGUGCAACCACGAGGACAGCGAAUACUUUAAUAAUCAGAUCAUCGAGGUCGCGCGCAGGAUGAUGGUGGCAUCUCUGAUCGUGACUCUAAUCGGUCUUGGCUUGAUGACAGUCGGAACCACCUGCUGGACCGACAAACCGAGAAUAAAGCUGGCUGGUCUCGGUGGUUUUCUCAUCUUAUGUUCCGGGGUUCUGGCAAUCAUCCCUAUCGCAUGGUACAACCACAUCCUGAAGGACAUCAACUCUCCAUCGACCGACAUCAGUACUGGAUACUGCAUCAUACUGGGCUACAUAGGAGGACUAACGGAGUUUCUCGACGGAUUUGUGAUAUUUAUUUUGUUAUACCGAUGUUCUGGAGGAAGAAAUCUGGGAGAGAGACCCGAGUUAAAUAUUGAACCGAAGGACAUGACCACCGCGCCGAGCACCAGUGUGACCCGGAGCCGCGCGAGCAGCGUCCCAUCGCACAUUGAGAAACAAGACAUCAACUUCCGGCGAGACAACAGACCAAACAAUAUAUCACUGACCCUGUAGAAGUAGUCUUCAACUCAGCUGGUUUUUGGUUUUUGACAUAAAAUACGAGGGUUGUUUAGUCGUUUAGUUAUUUACUAAUUUAGUUACUGAGUAAGUUAGUUAUUUAGUACAAGAAUUUCUGAAAGCAUCCUUAGAUGAGUGAAGUGUCUACCAUUAAGACAGACAACGCUGUGUCACUUGUCGCCAGGGAGGGGAAAAUAAGAAAGGCCACUUGGGCCCUUCAGUCUGGUAAAUCCAUGUGAUGUUCUAUAGCUUUUGUAAUAGACUGUAACUUAAAGCGUGGCCUUUUCUUUCUUUCUUUCUUUCUUUCUUUCUUUCUUAUUAUUAUUACUCCUACUUUGUCCUACUUCUCUAAGCCAACAGAAUAAUACAAGUAGGCAUAUUCUUAGAAAUGACAGGAAUGUUGA